Epithele typhae is the source of this 3087-nucleotide messenger RNA. RefSeq lists its product as uncharacterized. The record is from RefSeq and is a predicted model, not a curated record. Bases 1 to 3087 code for a protein of 1028 amino acids. NCBI's taxonomy places the organism in Eukaryota, Fungi, Basidiomycota, Agaricomycetes, Polyporales, Epitheliaceae. The transcript is spliced from 3 exons.
AUGAACAGGAGGAUCGCCAAAUUCGUGGACUCAUCCCAACCCAGACCCUCCACAUCAGUCCUAUCACCUGCUCGAACGUCUACAACUCGAGCCCCGCGGCCACGAACGGAAUACACCAACGAAGACGACCGGAACCUGAUCAAGUACCUCUCCGAUUCCUGCAAGACAUCGCCUCCCCUGGGUCGCCUCAGCAUACAUCUGUACGCGGACCUGGAAAAUUCCGAUGAGUAUCCCUGGGCGGUUCGCCACCCUGUUCAGUCGUGGAGGGAGCGCUACAGGAAGAAUGAGGCUUGGUUUGAUUGGGCAAUCGAACAGCACGAGGCCGGUGAGGACAUCCAUAUUCCGAUUCCCGUGGGCGUCACGAAGCCGCGGACGGUCGAAGACUCCACCGUGCGCAGGUCAUCGCCUCCGAGGGCGGAACCCGGACCCUCGGGGAAACGGAAGCGGGCGAGCGAUGUGCAAGGUCAAACACCUGCCAAGAAGAACCGCGCCUACGUGGAAGUCAAAGUCAAAACAGCGCCGCGGGAGCCAAGCCAUGUACGACUAGCUUCAGGAGAUGGCGAGCAUGCGAACGCCUCCGGUGACGAUGAAGACGCCUCUGACGACUCUUCAACCCAACCACCCGCGCGGUCAAAGCCUGGACGCAUCGUUGCCAGGACACGGGAAGUGCAAGACCCCGACACGGUCUCCGAGUCAUCCAACGAGGAAGACAUGACAUUGAAGAUGUUGACGGAUCAGCCAACCCCCGAAGACGACUCGGAGGAGCUGGACGGGAUGCACGGAGAUGAUGUCGACGAAAAUCCCUUCUCAAUUCAAACUGCUACUGGUCUGGACGUCUCCAAGGAUCCGGAGCCUUUUAAGGAAACUGCCGAAGCGUCAGCAUCUGAACGUCCGGAGCUCUCAGAGGCACCUGCAUCAGGGGCGUCACCCCCACGACGCAAACGUCACGAACGUAUCCAACGUGAUAUCGAGGCCGCACCAGCAACGCCGGCUUCCUCUCCAACGGACCGGGCUAAGAACAGACACCAUCGCGAGCGCAGCCACUCCCCAGCCCCACCCCGCCGACGUCCGCAGCGCAUCAACCGUCGGGCACUGGAAGAGAACGUCUUCGCCACCCCGGAGCCAGGGGCAUCUACCUCGCUAACUGCGGGAAGCUCUCCGACCGAUCGUGCAGCCAAGCAUCGUACCAGCCUAUCCCACGUCCCACGCAACCCGUCUACAGAGCCCAAGGAGCCCCCUCCGCCGGACGGAGGUACUUUUGACGAAGCGUCCUCCGACGCUAAGGGCAAGGCUCGCGUCGUAUCAGGGGGUCGUGCUUGGAAACGCUCCGGGGCGAACUCAGAAGAGGAAGCAGAGGGCAGCAUACAUGAUGCAGUGGAUGUCGAUCACCACACGGACGCAGAAGACGACGACCCAGCCCCUGUAUCUGCGCGAGAUGCCCCAGUCGUUUGCCCCCCGGUGCGCCAGGGAAGUGGUCCAGGUCCGUCAAGCCCUGCACCAAGAACAGUCGAUAAUGCUCGCACCCCCAGUUCGAGCCGAGCUGUCACCACCAAAAUCGUGAUGAUAGAGACGAAGCGCACUGUCGAGCGCAAGUCGAAGAGAAGGGCUCCUCCGGGGCUCGCGCGUGAAGCGACCGUCACCGUCGAACACCCAACUUCGAGUGUGCUUGACGACGGCCUUGGCGUAGAGGAGAUGGAGUUCCACCUGCCGCAGCACUGCCAUCCAUUCAGCCAACCCCUCAGCCAACCGGUAUUCGCUCCACCUCUGGGUGCUCACUCCAGUGCCAGCUCUACCAGCUUCACGUCGUCCUCACCUAGCACCUCGGCCUUCGUUAGGAACAACGCGAAUUUCGACCCAGCGAAACUGCUCGGUGCAGAUCGACAGCGUCCCUCAUCCUCUUCGUCUACGGUCGAACGCGAUGCCGAACGACCCAAACCUACAGGACCGUUUCCUCCUCUCAACUUUGCUCGUCUCCAGAGCUUGCUAGAUGCCGGGAAGAGCAUUGGCGGGUCAUCUCACAUGUCAGGGGCAAGUGGAGUGGAACGGAGGACCACCCUCUCAGCGAGACCGCCGGGUGAAGGACUCCACAGUUCGUCGAUGUCGCAACCAUCCACUAGGCGUCUCGCCGACCCGAGUCGGCGCUCCUCGUACGAGCACCCAGAUCAGCCAGGUCCUCAAGCGUCCUCAUCUCGCGUCGAAACGCCUACCGCUCCCCAGCUGCCGCGGGCGGGGGCCGCGCACGCCCACCGCCGCACUUUCACCCCCAACGUCCUCGACGACGACCAUCCGCCGACGGCCCGCCCUUCGACCGAUUCUGGAACGCGACGGGCCUCUUCCGGCCUCCAGUCGCCCACCACCACCGGCACGGAUGACAUUGCCUCCCUCUUGAUACGUAUCGCGCCACCGAGCGCGGCGGACCUGCGCUUGAUCGACCAGCUGCCCGACGAGACGCGCGAGCGCUUGCGGUGGUACGGGAUGCAGGCCGAGGUGCAACUCAGGGCACGGCAUCACAACGUCCCCGAGGAAGUCGUGUGGUGGUUGUGCAAGGAGACGCGCUCGUUCACGAAGGUCGAUCAGGCGCUCACGGCCAUUCGCGAGGCGCUCGCAGGGAUUGCCGACUCCGACAACGAACCGGCCAGCGUUGAGGGCGAGGCUCUGGAGGCGGCUCUGGCGCAGGAUGAGGCGGAGGCGGAGGAUGAAGAACAGACGGAAGCGGAGACUGCGAGCGGUGCGAACGAUGCACCGAAUCGCACAGCGUCGGGGUCCGAGGCGGAAGUCGAAGGCAUGCUCAGUCGGGACGGCUGGCUACACGGCGAGCUUCCCCAGGCGGGGAGCAGCCGGACCGUCGCGCGGACCCCCGCGGUGUCUCUGCACCGGCGCGUCAGCUCUGGCGGGCGUGCCCCGCUGUGCAUCACCCCCCUCACCGCGGACCUGGAGUCGAGCGUGGAUAUGGGCUAUGAGCCUCUUAGGACCUCGCGGGUGCCUCGCCAUCGCCAGGAGGUUCAGAGCGGCGAGGAGGACCCGAUGGACGUCAACGUCGAGCCGCAAACGGUCGACCGGAAGGGGAAGGGGAAGGCUCGUGCGUAG